Molecule: messenger RNA, 670 nt
Organism: Eruca vesicaria subsp. sativa (arugula)
Lineage: Eukaryota; Viridiplantae; Streptophyta; Magnoliopsida; Brassicales; Brassicaceae
Source: the annotation of a GenBank genome assembly
GCGAGGACCUUUCCUAUUACAGUCGCACCCUACAGCGUUUUAAACGCGAUAAUAUAUCUUCAACGUUUGAAGCCUUAAAAACUUUUGACUGUUACUGUGUCAAAGCUCCCGUUACUUUGCGUUUCCUUGUUGCGUUUAGUUUACACUAACCAUCUCCCCGUUAGUCGUUGGAUUAAGAAUCAAGAUGCAGCCGCAGAGGUUGAAGAAGGCGAUAACUGAUAACCCUAAGAAGCUUGGGAAUUUGAUUGACCUCGUGAACCUUCCAUCUACUCUACGUGAGUUUCUUGGUCAGUCUCAGAGUUCUCGUCUUGGUUGUUUCAUGCGUGUCUGGUCUUAUAUCAAGACCAACAAUCUUCAGGAUCCAAAGAACAAGAAUGUGGUUAACUGUGAUGAGAAGCUGAAGAGCAUUUUGCUUGGGAAGCAGCGAGUGGAGCUUGUUGAUCUUCCUUCUCUUAUCAAGUUGCAUUUCACCAAGACACCAAAGUCAAAUUAGCUGAAGAGCAUUUAUCGUUUGUUUGUUUUCAUAUCUUUAUGGUUUGCAUAGAGAGAUACGAGUGGCUUCAACGUUUCUGUUUUCUGGAUCAAAUUCCAUUGCUCUCUGUCUGGUGUUGACCUGAUGUCUUUAUAACAUCAAAUUGUCAUCUUUUAAGUACUUACACAAACAUAUAGU